AUUCUUAGGAGUGGCGAAAUAAGUAAAAGCGUCAGUGAGUUUGUUGCUGUUGGUUUAUAGAAAGGUAAGCUCACAAUGGCUGCAUGUAAAGAGAAACUGUAUCCCAACUGCGAUCCGACUGUAUGGCUCCGAUCCUGCGAGGAGGAGGUCACUGAACCAUUGGAAGGACAAAUUACAGGUGAAAUUCCAUCGUGGGUUCGCGGUAGCCUGCUGCGGAAUGGGCCUGGCUCACUCCAAGUUGGAUCGGAGCGGUUCGAUCACCUGUUUGACAGCUCGGCCCUGCUGCACAGGUUUGCUAUCCACGAUGGGAAUGCUACAUACCAGUGCCGUUUUCUGCAGUCUAACACAUACAAGCGUAACCAGGCGGCGCGGCGUAUCGUCGUCACGGAGUUCGGCACCAGCGCGGCCCCUGACCCGUGCCACACCAUUUUUGACAGAGUUUCAGCACUUUUUGAUCCUGGAGAGUCAAUGUCAGACAACGCCAUGAUUUCUUUGUACCCAUUCGGUGACGAGAUGUACGCCUUCACAGAGGGACCAGUCAUUCACAGGGUGGACCCGGUAACGCUGGACACACUGGGGCGGAGGAACCUGUCGAAGAGCCUGGCGCUAGUGAACCACACCUCGCAUCCCCACGUCCUGCCCAACGGAGACGUGUAUAACGUGGGCAUGUCCCUCGUAAAAGGGCGCCUGCAGCAUGUCGUGGUCAAAUUCCCAUUCACUGAAAAAGGGGAUAUGUUCGAGCGGGCUCGCAUCGUAGGUAGCAUGAAACCACGGUGGCCCUUACACCCCGCAUACAUGCAUACUUUUGGUAUAACGGACAACUACUUCGUGAUAGUAGAACAGCCGCUAUCGGUGUCCCUGGUGAGCGUGGUGCGGAACCAGCUUUCUAACAGGCCUCUCGCCCGGAGCUUGCAGUGGUACCCGCAACACGAGACACACAUAGUCCUAAUAAGUCGAAAAACUGGGAAAGAAGUGACGCGAUACCGGACUGACACCUUGUUUUACCUCCACAUCAUCAACUCGUAUGAGCAGGACGACAGGCUGGUCGUCGAUAUCUGUGCGUAUAACGACGCUAAGGUGAUAGAUGCUAUGUACAUCCAGGCCAUUGAAUCGAUGCAAAGCAACGCAGACUACGCGGAGUGGUUCCGCGGACGGCCCAAGCGGGUGGAGAUCCCGCUGGAGGCCCCGCGGCUCACGCGCGUCGCGCCCCGCCUGCUGGCGGGCCUGGGCUGCGAGACACCCAGGAUACACUACGACCUACACAAUGGAAAGCCCUAUCGUUACUUCUACGCGAUUAGUUCAGACGUCGAUGUCGAAAACCCAGGACUGAUCAUCAAAGUGGACACAGCGACGAGUGAGAUCCGGACGUGGUGCGACGUGGACUGCUACCCCAGCGAGCCCGUCUUUGUACCGCGGCCAGGCGCUAAGGAAGAAGACGACGGCGUGUUGCUGAGCGCGGUGGUGCGCGGUGCGGGCGACUCACGCGCCGUGGCCCUGUUGGUGCUGGAGGCCGCAACCUUGCGUGAGCUUGCGCGCGUCACGUUCCGCACGCCUUCGCCUGCGCCCAAGUGUCUGCACGGCUGGUUUCUACCCGAGCGGGUUUAGGGCCACCUUUUUUUUUGUGGACGGAGUGGAAAAAUGCGUUACGCGUUCCCCCGGGCUGGGGAGCCAUGGGGGAUGUGUGGAACUCCCUCCUGCAACCGCCCUCUCCUGUUGAGAGGGGGAGAGGAGGUAUACCCACUAAAAGCCACUCCGGCGUCACCCUUCUUACCGUUUUGAAGGAGCCAUGGGAUGCCUGGGAUUCUACCAUGACUCCUUCCGGUGGCCCUGGCAUAUCUUAUGCCAGAGUACCCACACCGAUGAACCGGGUUUAGGGCCACCUACCACAACUGACGGACCGAUCAACGUCACUCAGCAGCGAACUAUGUAACUUCCCAUACAAUACGAUUUAGCGAGCGAACCGACCCUUAAACAACAGCGCUGAAUGCAGUGACGUUUUGAAAAGAGCGCUAAUCACUGAAAGCGACGUUUGCAUCUAUUGACUAGCUCUCUCUGGACCCGCGCUUAUGCAGAUACCGCUGCGGCGCUGCUAAUAUUGUUUUAAAUAUGUUAGAGAAAAAUCAUUUACCUAUUGUUAAACCAAGUACAUUCUAAAACUAAAUGUCUAUACUACAAUUGGACUGAAAUUAAGUAAGUCCUUAUUGAACAUAAGAUUUUUAGUUAUGGCGAGAAUUUGAGAAGCCAAUUUUCGCGAUAAGUAAAAAAGUACUUAUAAAAGUAGUUUUUUUACAUAAAAAUUUUAAUCUUCCAUACUCUAAUUAUUAUUUGGAUGACUGAACCCUUUAAGUCUAUGAUCUGAUCUGAAGUCCGUCGUGUCUUCUUAGGAUUGGAGUUUUUCCAGUCGUGGCAUUACCAAAGAUAAAAUAACUACUAACCUACUAGCGCAAUGGAACAAGAAAUGCAAAAUUAUUUCAGCUACCUACUCUUCAAUGAUAUGAUUGUUCGUAUGCAUACUCGUAUAUAUGGGGAUACAAUAUAUCAAUAGAGUCCCGAAUAUAUAUAGUAUAUGUACAGUAAGUUGCAGAGAUUACUGGCCCCCUGCAUAGAAAUUUGUUUGCGGGGGAGGGAUCAGUUAUCUCUGCAGCUUACUGUACAACUGUAGGUAGAAGUACCUAAGUUAAUCUUUAUAAUAGGUAUGUAAUGUUCGUAUAUAUUCGCGCAAAGUUAGUACAUAUGUAUAUCGUAUUUUUUUUACUCUUCUUUACGUUUACUCUUAACAGUGUUAACGUGGAUUUUAUACGCCGCUGCUUAGUAUUAAAUCCCAAUAUUUUUUAAUGCUCAAAAUCUAACACAUAUGUUUUUUUCUUACUAUUGUAGUAUAGAUACUAAUGCACAGACUUAAUAUAAGUAUUUUAUGGUAUGGCACCAUUUCUUAUAAAACAAAUUGAAAUUAAUGCAGUCAAACUUAGCAGUUCCAUGACUUUCUUUGAUGAUAAAAUGCUCCCAGUGUAUAAAAACUGAUGUUAAAUUCUACUUAUUUUUGUUUACGUCUCAUUAUUGGUGCCACAUCUAUUAUUAUUAGUGCCAUGCCUUAUGGGAAACGGUC
Molecule: messenger RNA, 3106 nt
Organism: Cydia fagiglandana
Lineage: Eukaryota; Metazoa; Arthropoda; Insecta; Lepidoptera; Tortricidae
Gene: ninaB
Product: carotenoid isomerooxygenase
Exons: 14
Coding region: 76-1605 (509 amino acids)
Biological process (GO): carotene catabolic process; retinal metabolic process
Molecular function (GO): carotenoid dioxygenase activity; beta-carotene 15,15'-dioxygenase activity
Source: RefSeq, a predicted model, not a curated record